This is a messenger RNA of Spirodela intermedia, 78 nucleotides long. The record is from the annotation of a GenBank genome assembly. NCBI's taxonomy places the organism in Eukaryota, Viridiplantae, Streptophyta, Magnoliopsida, Alismatales, Araceae.
AUGCAGCAGAGGGGAAGAACUGAAAACCGCAGAUCCAGGACCUUCUCGCGGUCUCGGGUUGCCAUUGAAGACUCUUAG